GCAGCCAUCGGUAGGAAAUGUCGGAGUUGGUGAGAGGAGUCAGCGCUUGAAGAGGUGGAUCAAACUGGACUUUUGUUUGAGUGGUGAGGACUCUGUGGUGUGGGUGAGGAAGUCAAUAGUAAAAACAAUGGCUGACCUUAGUAUAUUAACAUCUACUACUGAGAGGACUAGCUUGGCAGAAUCUUCCAUUUUGGAUUCUAAAGUUACUGAAAGUUCCAAGGAAUACUUAUUUGUUAGAUCUACUUCAUGUGUUGAAGAAGAAAUGCCUCAAAUUGAAACAAGAGUGGUAAUGGUUCAAGAAGCUGGAAAACAAGAAGAACUUAUAAAAGCCUUAAAGACUAUUAAAAUAAUGGAAGUCCCAGUUAUAAAGAUAAAAGAAAGUUGUCCUGGAAAGUCGGAUGAAAAAUUAAUAAAAAGUGUUAUUAAUAUGGAAAUUAAAGUACCCUGUAUAAAGAUGGACUCAGUGGAAGAAUUUGAAGGUUUGGAUUCCCCAGAAUUUGAGAAUGUAUUCGUAGUCAUGGACUUCCAGAAUUCUGUCUUUAAUGACUUAUACAAGGCUGAUUGUAGAAUUAUUGGACCACCAGUUGUAUUAAACUGUGCACAAAAAGGAGAGCCUUUGCCAUUUUCAUGUCGCCCACUGUAUUGCACAAGCAUGAUGAAUCUUGUGUUAUGCUUUACUGGAUUCAGGAAGAAAGAGGAACUAGUCAGAUUAGUGACAUUGGUUCAUCAUAUGGGUGGAGUUAUUCGAAAAGACUUUAAUUCAAAAGUUACACAUUUGGUGGCAAAUUGUACAGAAGGAGAAAAAUUCAGGGUUGCUGUUAGUCUGGGUACUCCAAUUAUGAAGCCAGAUUGGAUUUAUAAAGCAUGGGAAAGGCGGAAUGAACAAGAUUUCUGUGCAGCAGUUGAUGACUUUAGAAAUGAAUUUAAAGUUCCUCCAUUUCAAGAUUGCAUUUUAAGUUUCCUGGGAUUCUCAGAUGAAGAGAAAACCAGUAUGGAAGAAAUGACUGAAAUGCAAGGAGGUAGCUGUUUACCUGUUGGAGACGAAAGAUGCACUCACCUAAUAGUUGAAGAGAAUACAGUAAAAGAACUUCCAUUUGAACCUUCAAAGAAACUCUAUGUUGUCAAGCAAGAGUGGUUCUGGGGAAGCAUUCAAAUGGAUGCUCGUGCUGGAGAAACUAUGUAUUUGUAUGAAAAGGCCAAUACUCCUGAACUCAAGAAAUCAGUUUCACUGCUUUCUCUAAGUACCCCAAAUAGCAAUCGCAAAAGACGUCGUUUAAAAGAGACUCUUGCUCAGCUUUCAAGAGAGACAGACUUGUCACCUUUUCCACCACGAAAGCGUCCAUCAGCUGAACAUUCCCUUUCUAUAGGGUCACUCCUAGAUAUUUCCAACACACCAGAGUCUAGCAUUAACUAUGGAGAAACACCGAAGUCUUGUAAGUCUUCUAAAAAUUCCACUCCCAUUCCUUCAAAGCAGUCAGCCAGGUGGCAAGUUGCAAAAGAGCUCUAUCAAACUGAAAGUAAUUAUGUAAAUAUUUUGGCAACAAUUAUUCAAUUAUUUCAGGUACCCUUGGAAGAGGAAGGACAGCGUGGUGGGCCUAUUCUUGCACCAGAAGAGAUUAAGACUAUUUUUGGUAGCAUCCCAGAUAUCUUUGAUGUACACACGAAGAUAAAGGAUGAUCUUGAAAACCUUAUUAUUAAUUGGGAUGAGAGUAAAAGCAUUGGUGACAUCUUUCUUAAAUAUUCAAAAGAUUUGGUAAAAACCUACCCUCCCUUUGUAAACUUCUUCGAAAUGAGCAAGGAUACAAUUAUUAAAUGUGAAAAACAGAAACCCAGAUUUCAUGCAUUUCUCAAGAUAAAUCAAGCUAAACCAGAAUGUGGACGGCAAAGCCUUGUCGAACUUCUCAUUCGACCAGUACAGAGGUUACCCAGUGUUGCGUUACUUUUAAAUGAUCUUAAGAAGCAUACAGCUGAUGAAAAUCCUGACAAAAGUACUUUGGAAAAAGCUAUUGGAUCACUAAAAGAAGUAAUGACGCAUAUCAAUGAGGAUAAGAGAAAAACAGAAGCACAAAAGCAAAUUUUUGAUGUUGUUUAUGAAGUAGAUGGAUGCCCAGCUAAUCUUUUAUCUUCUCACCGAAGCUUAGUGCAACGAGUUGAAACAAUUUCUCUAGGUGAGCAACCCUGUGACAGAGGAGAACAAGUGACUCUCUUCCUCUUCAAUGACUGCCUCGAGAUAGCAAGAAAACGACACAAAGUUAUUGGCACUUUUAGGAGUCCUCAUGGCCAUGCCCGACCUCCAGCUUCUCUUAAGCAUAUUCACCUAAUGCCUCUUUCUCAGAUUAAGAAGGUGCUGGACAUACGAGAGACAGAAGAUUGCCAUAAUGCUUUUGCCUUGCUUGUAAGGCCACCAACAGAGCAGGCAAAUGUGCUGCUCAGUUUCCAGAUGACAUCAGAUGAACUUCCAAAAGAAAACUGGUUAAAGAUGCUGUGUCGACAUGUAGCCAACACCAUUUGUAAAGCAGAUGCUGAGAAUCUUAUUUACACUGCUGAUCCAGAGUCCUUUGAAGUGAAUACUAAAGAUAUGGAUAGUACAUUGAGUAGAGCAUCUAGAGCAAUAAAAAAGACUUCAAAAAAGGUUACAAGAGCAUUUUCUUUCUCCAAAACUCCAAAAAGAGCUCUACGAAUGGCUCUUAUGCCAUCACAUAGCUCAGUGGAGGGAAGAAGUCCUCCCAGCAGUGAUAAACAUGGAGUGAGUCGACUGCCUAGCACAUCAUCAUUAGCAAUAAACCAUUCUGUUUCCACAAGCAAUAUAAUUGGAUUUACUAAGCAUGUUUAUGUUCAGCGCUCAAACUCUACUGGUGGGCGCUCUCAAUUCUCCUGGUUUCGAUCUAUACAUCAUUCUGCCUCCCGAGCUAGUUUUUCAAAGAUACUAGAAGGAAAUAUUGAUUUUUCAAAAUUCAAAAAAGUCCUAUCCAAGUCAUCUUUGACAUUUGUGAAGAAUUAG
Sciurus carolinensis (gray squirrel) is the source of this 3001-nucleotide messenger RNA. RefSeq names its product epithelial cell transforming 2 (gene Ect2). Gene Ontology annotation, cellular component: nucleus; cell cortex. NCBI's taxonomy places the organism in Eukaryota, Metazoa, Chordata, Mammalia, Rodentia, Sciuridae. The record is from RefSeq and is a predicted model, not a curated record. Gene Ontology annotation, molecular function: guanyl-nucleotide exchange factor activity; GTPase activator activity. Gene Ontology annotation, biological process: mitotic cytokinesis; intracellular signal transduction; regulation of cytokinesis, actomyosin contractile ring assembly.